Messenger RNA from Aphidius gifuensis, 2137 nucleotides. RefSeq names its product morphogenetic regulator of filamentous growth protein 1-like. Lineage: Eukaryota; Metazoa; Arthropoda; Insecta; Hymenoptera; Braconidae. The record is from RefSeq and is a predicted model, not a curated record. The coding region runs from base 102 to 536 and encodes 144 amino acids. The transcript has a single exon.
ACGAAGGUAUGAGGCUUUACUAGCCCCCCCGUCGUCCAUCUUUCAACGUACACUACCUCACGCCAGGCACAUUAUCCCUACCAUCUAGCCUAUCAACAAAUAUGAAUUUACGUCAUAAUAUUACAGCAACAGCCCUCGGUUUACGUAAUCAAAUGACAAUACCAAUCGACAUUGACUUAACAAAUCGAAUUAAUAUUGCUGGUUCAAGUUUAACCAAUAUACAAAAUCGUCAAAAUGUUACACAAACAAGUGUACAAUCUUAUCAACAACAAGCUCAACAAGCCCAACAACAAGUUCAACAACAGGUUCAACAACAAUCAGCAAUUGCAGCUGCAGCAUGUCAUCUUGCAACUUUUACACAACAAAGUCAUUAUCAUUCAUUGGGCCAUCAUGGUCAAACAAUACAAUUACAUAAUUCAAAUAAUUCGCAAUUACAUCGUAAUUAUCAUAGUGGUAUACAUGAACCAAAUGGAACAUCACAUAGAACGCGAUAUCCAUUUCCAUUUAUCGGUUAUACACCAUACAGAAGAUAUUAAUAAAAUACGAUUAUCAAAUAUUAAUUGUGAAGGGCUAUUGGUAGGAAUUUUAAAUAACAAUUUUAUAAAUUGAAAUAAUCAAUUUUAUCACCUGGCGGUGAGUGUCUUGGUUUCUAUUCUUUUGUUAUUUUUUUUAUACUUCGGAACAUUGAUGAUAUAUAAAAAAAAAAAAGAUAGAAACAAAAAUAUUUGCAUUAUUAAUUGCAAAACACAUGAAUAAUUACGUUGAUUGAAUGGAUGUUUCUAUAGAAUAAUUAAUCAUUUAUUCAACUAUCCGGAAUAGUUAUUAUCUAAUAAUAAUAAUAAUAACAAUAAUCAACUAGAAAAUUCUAGUUGUUAUAUUAGAUGAAUUUGUUUUUUUUUUUUUUUUCCUUUAUUUUAUUUUUUUUUAGUAAGUAGAUAAUUUUGUUGGUUUUUAUUUACUUUCUUCUUACACUGCACCUAUGAUCUAUUGCAAUAUCUUCUUUAUUAGCACAGUUUGUAUUUUGUUGUUCGUUUUUAGAAUAGACUUCUAAAAAGUUAAGGGAUAUAUUUGUUUGAGAAUAUAAAAAUAAUUUGUUUCUUUGAAAUAUUAGUGAUAUUUUUAGUUUUGAGGUAGUUACAUAUUUCGAAAAUAAAUAAAAAAACAAAAAAUAAUAAUAAUAGUUUAACGUGCGCUGGGGAUUUAGUCACCUGGUCCACGUGGAUCUGACUGAUGAUUUGCUUGUUUGUUUGUUUUUUUUUUUCAAUUGAAAACUAAAUUGAUGAAUUAAAAAGAAAAAGAUUUUUAUAAUUAAACACAUUUAUUUGGCCAGUCGGUGAUUCAGUUAGCAAAAAAUUUUGCACAGACAAACAAGAAAAAAAAAAAGAUUAGGCGACCUAGUGCAUCCCUAAAAUAAUAAACGAUUGAAUAAAUUAAAAAUUUCAAUUGAAUUAUAAAAUAAACAAUUGUAUACAAUUUUUCACCAAUUAAUUUUUUUUUUUUUUCUUUUUGUUAAUUAAUUAGUUAUUAAUUGUUAGCCCGAAGGAUUUAUCAAAACGUGCAUAAACAAUCCUCAGCAAAAAAAAAAGCUGAAAAAAAAUAUUCAAAAGAAUAUGCCUUCAUAUGUUUUGGCUUUACACACGAUAUUUCCAAACAGAAAAAAAAAAUUAAUAAAAAAAAAAUAGUUGAAUAAGAAGAAUAGAUUAAAAAAUUGAAAAAAAAAAAAAAUGACGAAUGAAAGAUUAAUUUUUUUCAUAAAAAUACUAUCGCGCUUAAAAUGAUAAAUUUAAAAAUUAAAAAAUGAAUUUUUUUCUUGUUAAAAAAAUAAAGAAGUUAUUAAAAAAAAAAAAUGAUAAUGAUACAAAUUAUCUUCGUCUUUGGUACAAUGCAUGACGAUAGAAAGAAUAAAUAAAAGUUUAUAUUAGAAAAAAACUUAGAAAGUGGAGCGGAGUCUUACGCAGGGAUUUAGCCUCAGAAAAAUAAAUUGUAUCAAGUUUUUUGUUGUUUUUUUUUAUUAUAAAAAAUAGAUAAAAAUGAUAAAUAAUAACAAAAUCGUAAUAUUAUGAAAAUAAUAAUUAAAUUUCGCAUAAGCUUUCAAUGUACCCGCUUUUUUACAACGGUGAUCCUCGGCUUGCUAAAA